This is a messenger RNA of Haliotis rufescens (red abalone), 1509 nucleotides long. RefSeq lists its product as uncharacterized. The record is from RefSeq and is a predicted model, not a curated record. The coding region runs from base 2 to 739 and encodes 245 amino acids. The transcript has 3 exons. Lineage: Eukaryota; Metazoa; Mollusca; Gastropoda; Lepetellida; Haliotidae.
GAUGGAUUCUGGUAGGAACGGGAUGUCUGUGUUGGGGAAUAUUAAUAUUGCGAUUUUAUUGCUGCAAGUCCAAGCAUUUCAUUGUCAGUUAUGUACAGAUGAGCGUAUCCUGCCGCUACCCGAUUUCGAUAAUGUUGAAGUAAGAGAGUACGUCUUGUGGGAGGUAUUCGCAGAGAAACUAGAGUGUUUAAGAAAAUGUUACUAUGAUGUUCGUUGUCACAGCUUCCAGACUGUGGGGGGUUCUUCUGGUAGGUGCACGGGCCAUGCUACGGCGUUCUCCAGCCCCGACAAGAUCUACUCCCCCACCACUGUUUCGGCGGGAAACAGGAUGUAUCUACUACCACGAGGUUUUCACUACGUUGGCAGUGCAUGUACUAGUGAUGGCGACUGUACGCUUGAAAACACCUCGUGCAAUGAUGGAACUUGCAACUGUGACAUUGGAAUCAUGUUUUCAAUUGGGAAGAGAGCGUGUGUGACAGGUUGCACCGAGUGGGGAAACGAAGCUGUACGAUAUUUGAAACAUUCCAUAUCUGGCUACAAUGAUGUUACCCUGACUGGGGUAACCGAGGCUGAAUGCCGUCAACGCUGCCUCGCCGCGAACACAAGCACCUUCACCUGUACCACAGCGGACCACCUAAAAAGUGCCUGCUACUUGUCCAGCGCUACCUUUCUGUCCGUUCCAGAAAGCAACCGUAAGGUUGGCACAGCUUAUACCCAUUACCAGCGCACUUGCUUGUAAAUUCACCUUAAGAUGUUGUUCAUUUAUGUAACCAACGUGCCUGUGUAAACUGUGACAAGUUGUCUGUGUGUCAACCUUUGACUUUUAGAAAAGCCUAAUGGUGCAACUUUGGUAGCAUAUAUAAUUAUUUUAUAAAUCGACAUUCCUCGUUAUUUCAAUUAUAUGUUUAUUUUCUCGAAAGUUCGAGUUUUUCUCGUUAUCUCGAUUAUAUUUUCGUGAGUUCAGUUUUAAUUUCAUGUUUAUUUCCCUUCAAAUUUCGAUUUUUUUCUGGUUACUUUGAUUGUGCUCUCCUUAAUUCGAUUAUUUUCUCGUUAUUUCAAGUUUAUUUCAAAAACACGAAAUUUCGAAUUUUGUUCUCGUUCUUUCAACUAUUUUCUCUGAAUAACGAUUAUUUUCUCGUAAUUUCAAUCAUUUUCUCGAAAUUUCAAGUUUGAAAAUAAACUUGAAAAAACAGGAAAUGAUCGAAAUUACGAGAAAUUAUCGAAGUAACGAGAAAGAAAUCGAAGUUUUGAAAAAGAUAACUGAAUAAAGGAUUUAAAAAAACAACACAUUCCUGCUACCAAAGUGGCACCACUAGGCUUUCGAAGGAAUUUAGUAACCUACUUUAUGUGUGAAAGCUUGCAAGCUGUGGGUGUCAACCUUUGACUUAUGUGUAUUCAGUCUAUCAAUGCAGAGUUGCAUCUUUUGGGCGUGCCAAAACGUUAAGAAGUGUAGUCAGAUGUACACACAGCGACAAAACGAAACAAGGUAACAAUUCAAACAUAUUUCUG